AUGUCGUACAGCCCUAUGAAUGAAGCUGCCAUGCAGGACAUGUACGGCUUCGCACCUGCGCGUCCUGCGCCUGGUCCCCCCCCGGGCGUGGCGGCAGCGGACUCGUAUCGCAGCGGCGGCCGCCACGCUGGCUCGACUAGCCCCUAUGACCGCAGUGCAGCGAGCUCAUCCUCGCCUCUGACCGGGAUGGCCGCCUUUACUGCGCCCCUCUCGUCUACCCUCGUGCCUGCAUCGGCACCCCCGCCCCACCCGGGCACGCUCAAGCCCUCGGCCUCCGUCGUGCGCAGCGGCUACCUCAGUGUCAAGGAGGAUGGUCUGCGGUCGUGGAUCUGGAGCAAAAAGUGGCUCGUCUUGCGCGAAACGUCUCUUCUCUUCCACAAAAACGACUCGACGGCUCAGGCGACCCACAUUUUGCUCCUGCGCGAUGUGCGCAAUAUAAGCCGCACGGAUCUCAAGCCGUACUGUAUCGAAAUCGAGACCAAAGACCGGACCAUUUUCUUGCAGGUCAAGAGCGACGAAGAGCUGUAUGGAUGGAUGGAUGACAUUUACAAUCGAUCACCGCUGGGCGCAUCAUCCCCCACCAACUUUGUGCACCAAGUCCACGUCGGCUUUGAUCCGGUCAGUGGCUCCUUCACCGGUCUGCCCGAGCAUUGGAUGCGCCUGCUCACACAGUCGGCCAUCACAAAGGAAGACUACGCCAAGAACCCACAGGCCGUGCUGGACGUCCUCGAGUUUUAUACAGACAUUCACAACAAGCGCUCGCGCGACGAUUUCGGCCUCGGCUCACCCAUGAUGAACUUGCACGCCGGUGGCUCGGGCCGUGAAGUCGUCGAUCGGUAUAAGCACACCGAGGACGCGCGCUCCUUCGGGUCCCUCGAUCCGCGGCGACCCGCCCCCGCGCCGCCGCUCGGCCAGCCUCGUCAGAGCCCGUGGCCCGCCACUCCGUACCAGACUCACGCCGUGGCCCUGCCCGCGACAGAUACGUCCCUCUCCGAGAGCGACACCAGCGCGCUGUCCUUCAAGACGCAGCAGCUGCGCGUGUCGGAGGAGCAGCAGCUGCAGCGGCGCUACAUGAUGGAACGCGAGGAGCAGCGCGAGCGUGCCCUCCGCCAACAACGAGCCGCGGCAGAGCGCCGUCGUGUGUCGCAGCCGAAAACCGCGCCGUACGCUGCCCCGCCACUUGCGCCUACCACGGCGCCGCCGCCCCAAGCUCUACCCGCUGUGGCCUCCCCCAAGCCCCAGCCACCGUCACCGGCGCCUCCGCUUCCGCCCGUGUUGCCUGAAGCAGCCCCGGCCAUCACCAGUGCUGACGCCUACCGCACGCCCCAGAAAAGCGCGCCGGUGAGUGCGGCAUCCAAGCCCCCCGCAGCUGUGCCUCAGCGACGACUGGACGCCUCGAACCGCUCCAAUACGAUGACGGAUGCCCAGAUCAUGGACAAGCUGCGCACCGUCGUGAGUCGCCAUGAUCCCCAUAUGCUCUAUCGGAAAGUCAAGAAGAUUGGGCAAGGUGCUUCUGGCUCUGUGUAUGUGGCCAAGACGCUCGCGACGUCGCAGCUCGUCGCGAUCAAAGCCAUGGACCUGACGCAUCAGCCUCGCAAAGAGCUGAUCAUCAACGAGAUUUUUGUGAUGAAAGAGUCGCAACAUCCGAAUAUCGUCAACUUUUUAGAUGCAUACCUUCUGCGUGAACAGGAUCUAUGGGUCGUGAUGGAGUACAUGGAGGGCGGCGCACUCACAGACGUCAUUGACAACAACACCCUCGAAGAGGACCAGAUCGCCGCUAUCUGUCUGGAAACGUGCAAAGGCCUGGAGCACUUGCACAGGCAGGCCAUUAUCCACCGCGAUAUCAAGAGCGACAACGUCUUGCUGAACAAUUAUGGCCAGGUGAAGAUCACCGAUUUCGGCUUUUGCGCGAAGCUGACAGACCAACGGAGCAAGCGCGCUACCAUGGUCGGCACGCCCUACUGGAUGGCCCCAGAGGUGGUCAAGCAGAAGGAGUAUGACGCCAAGGUCGACAUUUGGUCGCUGGGUAUCAUGGCGAUUGAGAUGAUUGAGAAUGAGCCACCAUACCUGGACGAAGAACCGCUGAAGGCCUUGUACAUGAUCGCCACAAACGGCACACCGACGCUCAAGAAGCCGGAAAAGCUCAGCCGCGAGCUCAAGGGCUUCUUGGCCGUGUGCCUGUGCGCCGACGUGAAGAGCCGCGCCACGGCCGAGGAGCUUCUUCAGCACGAGUUCCUGCACAAGGCGUGCCCCGCCACAGAGCUGCCCAAGCUCUUGCAGUUCCGUAACCAUGAAAAGUAG
Messenger RNA from Malassezia restricta, 2301 nucleotides. Its product is annotated as serine/threonine-protein kinase CLA4. Gene Ontology annotation, biological process: protein phosphorylation; regulation of MAPK cascade; intracellular signal transduction. Gene Ontology annotation, molecular function: ATP binding; protein serine/threonine kinase activity. Lineage: Eukaryota; Fungi; Basidiomycota; Malasseziomycetes; Malasseziales; Malasseziaceae. Gene Ontology annotation, cellular component: cytoplasm. The coding region runs from base 1 to 2301 and encodes 766 amino acids. The transcript has a single exon. The record is from RefSeq and is a predicted model, not a curated record.